UAUUGAUGAUUUUCGUUUGUUCUGUUUCGUUUGUUGUUCUCUGUUUUUCUCACUAUAUUCAUUCUCUUUUGUCAAAUCAUUUCAGGAUAAUUCAUUGAUUAAUGAAUAUCGAUUGAUCGAAUGAUUUUUCUGUUGUUCUGUUUGGUUGAUUCGUUCGACAAAUCAAUAAUUUCUUUUUGUUGUGUGUGGAUGAGAUUCGCUCUUUGACAUUAAUUUUUUUUCACCUGUUUUUUCUUCUGCAAAAAAAAACACCGACAUUAACACUACAUUAUCCAUCGUCAAUUAAAACACCAAUUAGAUAAAUAAAUUAAUCAAUGAUGAAAGUAAUUGCACUUUAUGAUUUUCAAGCACAGCCUGAUACGGGUGAAAUUUCCAUUAUAAAAGAUGAAAUGAUUACGGUCACCCGUCAAGAUAUUGGUGAAGGAUGGUGGGAAGGUAUUAAUUCACGUGGACAAAAAGGUCUUUUUCCUGCUGAAUAUGUUUCGCCUGUUGCUGUUUCUCCUCCUAAUGCUACUGUUGAUUCAGCAAAUUCAACAACAAAUGAUUCAUGGAAUCGACCAUUACCAGAUCCAAAACCAACAAUGUUAUCGUUUGUAAAUCCAGCUACUGGUACAGCGAUUAUCAAUAAUAAUAAUAAUAACAAUAUUGAAUCAACUACAAAUCAACAACCAUCCCCACCACAACAACUAAGUGUUAAUAAUAAUAAUAAUUAUGAUCAAAAUGCAGCUGCUGAAGAUGUUGAUUGGGGUGAUGAUGAUUGGGAUGAUGAUGAUAAUGAUAGUCAAACUUCGGAAUUUACAGCUGAUUAUUAUUCACCAACAAAUUUACCACAAAAUCAACUUGCACCGAUUAAUAUUCAUGGUCAUAAUCAUAAUAAAAAUUCUUCAGCGGGAGGACCAUCGAUAAAAAAAAGUAUAAAUAGAUUUUCACAUUUUGUUAAAUCUGGUGGUGAAGAUUAUAUAUUAGGUUUGAAAACAUAUAAUGUUAAUCAAAAUGAUUUGAUUCAUAUUGUUUUUGAUAAUGAUGGCUUGUUGAAAUGGGCUCCAACAUAUUUUAAUGUUACGGUUAAAGUUGAAGAACCACAAAAAGAAAGUAAAAUGAAAGGAUUGAAAAGUUUUAUUGCUUAUCGGUUGACACCAUCUGAUACCGGUGUAUCGGUCAAACGACGUUAUAAACAUUUUGAUUGGCUACAUGAACGUUUGCAGGAUAAAUUUACCACCAUACCAAUACCAUCAUUACCGGAUAAACAAAUUUCGGGCCGUUAUCAAGAUGAUUUUAUUGAAAAUCGUAGAAAACAGCUACAAUCAUGGGUUGAAAGAAUUUGUCAUCAUCCUGUUCUUUGUCAAUCAACUGUUUGGAAACAUUUUAUCACAUGUAAAGAUGAUAAACAAUGGAAAAAUGGUAAAAGAAGAGCUGAAAAAGAUGAAUUAGUUGGUGGAAUGUUUUUUUUAACAAUUCAAAUACCUGAAAAUGCUACGAUUGAUCGUAAUACUGAUCCAUUGAUUGAACAAUUUGUACGUUUUAUUGGUAAAUUAGAUGAAUCAAUGAAAAAUACAUAUAAUGUUUCACAAGAUAUGAUAAAACGUUAUCAAUCAUUUUAUAAACGUGAAUUUUCCAAAAUAAGUAGUAUAUUUUCAACAUUAAGUGAAUCAUUUGAAACAUGUCCAGCAAAAGAUUCACCAGCUAAUCGUUCAUUAAUACAGGCAAUAAAUUAUACUGGAGAAACAUAUGAAACAAUUGGAAAAUUAUUUGAAAAACAAGAUUGUCGUGGUUUUGUUCCAUUAUCAAAUCUAAUGCAUGAAUAUCGUGGUAUAUUAACUGCAUGGCCAGAAAUUUAUCAAGUUUAUAAAGGUUCAAUAAAUAAAAAACGUGAACAUAAAAAAGCACGUGAUGAAGGUAGAUUAGAUGAUAAAUCAUUAAUGGGUAUUGAAAAACGUGCAGAUGUUGUUACAUAUGCAACAAUUGCUGAAAUGAAUCAUUUUGAACAAGAACGUAUUAAUGAUUUUAAUCAGGUAAUGCGUGAAUUUCUUACCGGUCAAUUAAAAUUGAUAACCGAACGUGCAAAUCCAUAUUUUGUCCUGCAAAGACGUUUAGGACAUGGAACCAAAGGUUUUUCAUCGCUGUUGGUCGGUACCAUUGAUUCGGUUUUCGAUACAAAGCCAUUACCAUUCAGAAUUUUGCAUCAAAUUUCCAAUUCGGAUACAACAUACAUCAUUGCUGCAUCAUCUAGUUUUACUGAAAUACUACAAGAUUGGGAAUAUAUUGAAAAUCAUCUAAUGCCAACAUUAACAAAUUUUGAAAAUGAUUCAGAUGUAACUGAUUUUAUUAAAUGUAAAAUUGAAAGUCUUUUACAAAUGAUUAUUGAUCAAAAUUCCUUGGAUAAUGAUAAUCAAUCAACAACAAAAGAUGUUAUAUCAUCAGUGGCAAAAUUUAUUAAAUUAUUCGCGAUGCCUGAAGAAGAAAAACUUGUAAAUUAUUAUUAUUGCAGUUAUUUUAAAGGUUCAUUUCCACGACAAGGUUGGCUUUAUAUAAGCAUCAAUUAUCUGUGUUUUUAUUCAUAUAUUUUUGGUAAUGAAAUUAAAAUCAUAAUCAAAUGGAUUGAUGUUAAGCAUCUUGAAAUUGAUAAUCCACGUUUUUUCCCUAAUAGUAUAUUGGUAAACACUAGAACAAAAAAAUAUUUAUUUUCAAUGUUUUUGAAAGCAAAUGAAGUUUAUUCCCUAAUGGAACAAUUGGUUAAUCUUGCUAUGAAAUCAUUGAUUUCGGAUGAAAAACAACAUUUGCUUGCUAUCGAUAAUACAAGUGGUGGUCAUAAUAAUAAUCCGAAUAAUAAAUCAAAAAAUUCACAAGGUUUUUCGAAAAAAAUACUUAAACGUGAUUUGGAUGCCCGAGCAAUGUGUGAAAAUUAUAAAAUAACAUUCCGUUUACCAAUGGAUGAAAAACUUGAUGGUACAUUACCAUGUACAUUAUGGACACCAUAUAAUAAACAACAUGUUUGGGGUAAAAUGUAUCUUUCAAAUAAUUAUAUUUGCUUUGAAAGUCGAGUUUUAAGCCUUUUGUCAUUGAUAAUACCGAUGCGUGAAAUUCGUUCGGUUGAAAAAUUAGACAACAGUACAAAUUGGCCUGUAUGGAAUAAGGCAAUAGUGAUAACAUUAAGCAAAACUAAUAUCAUAUUUGAUCAUGUUGAAGAUCGUGAUUUUUUGAUUGGUAAAAUUGUUAAAAUGUUGGCUCGUUUGGAUUAUACUAAAAGUGGUGAAGGUCUUGAUGUACUUGGCCGUGAAAAUCGUCAACUUCGAUCCAGUUCAUGGUCAAUUGAACCGGCAUUAAAUAAAAAAUUUUCAUUCGAUAAUAUAUCACCGGAAAAUGAAGCAAAAGAAUCGGUUAAAUUAAAUUUAUGGCAAUUACAUUUUAUUGAAUAUGGUCGUGGAAUAAUCUGUUACCGGGUGGCAAAAACACGUGAUCUUAUUUUACAAGGAAUACCGGAUGAAUUACGAAAUGAAUUAUGGUUACUUUAUUCGGGUGCUAUUAAUGAAAAAGAAACAAAUCAAGGUUAUUAUGAAGAAUUGGUUGAAAAUUCAAUGACUGUACAGAAUAUUGCAUCGGAUGAAAUUGAACGUGAUCUACAUCGAUCAUUACCUGAACAUCCUGCAUUUCAAUCCGAUAUUGGUAUCAAUGCAUUACGUAGAGUAUUGAAAGCAUAUGCAUAUAGAAAUCCAAAUAUUGGUUAUUGUCAAGCAAUGAAUAUUGUUGCUUCUGUUUUUCUUUUAUAUGCAAAUGAAGAAGAUGCAUUUUGGUUAUUGGUUGCAUUAUGUGAACGUUUAUUACCAGAUUAUUAUAAUAAAAAAGUUAUUGGUGCUUUAGUUGAUCAAGGUGUAUUGGAAGAAUUAGUUAAAGAUUAUUUACCUGAACUUUAUAAUCAACUAUUACAUUUGGGAAUUUUAUCAAUGAUUUCAUUAUCAUGGUUUUUAACAAUAUUUCUAAGUGUUAUGCCAUUUGAAUCAGCUAUAAAUAUUGUUGAUUAUUUUUUCUAUGAUGGUGCAAAAGUUGUAUUUCAAAUUGCCUUAAGAAUAUUGAAUGCAAAUGAAGAAUCAUUAAUGAAAUGUAAAGAUGAUGGUGAAGCAAUGACUGUAUUAAGUGGUUAUUUGGAAAAUAUUAUCAAUCCUGAAGCAAAAGUACCACAUAUGGUACAUUCAUUUUCAUAUGGUACGGCAAGUAAACGUGCUAGCCAAAAAAUGACCGAUAUUAAAGAUCUGAUUAAUGAAUCAUAUACAAAAUUUAAUUUUAUAACAGCAAAUCAAAUUGAAAAAUUGCGAUUAAAACAUCGUAUGAAAGUUGUACAAAAUUUGGAAGAAAAUUCAAUUAAAAAUACUAUUCGUACAUUACAAAGUAUACCGAUUAUUUCGCAAUAUUUAUCAUAUGAUGAAAUUUUCACAAUGUAUAUGAUAUUGAAAGAAGAACAACUGAAACAACAAUAUUGGGGACAAAUCAAUUCAACAACAUUAUUGGAUAAAAAAGAUAAUAUUUAUACAUUUAAAAUUGAUAUUGAACAAUUUCGUUGUUAUUUCAUACAAUUUAUACCAUGGAAUUGUGAUAAUAUUGAACAUCUGAUCAGUAGGGUUUUUAAUUUUCUUGAUGAAAAUCAUUCGAAUACGAUUGGUACAUAUCAAUUAUUAAUAUGUAUGAUUAUUUUUAUAAAAGCUGAUGCAGAAUUACGGUUAAAAUUUUUAUAUGCAAUACAUUUAUUGGACAGGGGAAAUACCGGAUUAUCAUCAUUGAAUGAUGAUAAUGGUAAAUCUAAUAAUGUAGUGGAUGAUCAUGUUGAAACUGCAUCCGAAGCUAUGGAAUUUUUUCAAGAUAAACCAUCACCACAGAAAUCGUCAUCAUCAAAAGAUCCCGGAGCAGAUGAUGAUAAUCAAGAUGAACCACCACCACCACCAAAAGAAUUUACACUUUCCUGUUUUCUACAUUUAUUACCAAUACAAAAAUUACAUCGAACUUCAAGCAUGACCUAUACUUUAUCACAACAACAACAACAACAAUUGAAUAAUUUUGAUAAUGGUGAUGAAAAACAGCAUUUUAAAUAUCAAAAAUUACCAAACAUGAAUGAAAUGCAAUUCAUACGUUUAUGGAAAACAAUGUAUGAUAUAUUUGCAUAUGAAACAAAUGAACAACAUAUAUUUGAUUGUAUUGCACGUGUUGGUAAUGAUUUACUGCGUCAUGGUUAUCUAACAUCAUUAGCGAUUGCUGAACGUGAAAAAAAUCAACAACAACAACAACAACAAGAAGAAGAUAAAGAAACAAUAAAAUCCGAUAAUACUAGUUUUCAGACAAUUAGUGAUGAUGAUUUAAAAAUUAUUGAUGAUUUAUCGAUAAAAAGUUUUAGUAGUUGUUCAAGUGAAAAUAAUAAAGAAAUUAUGAUGAUGGUUGUUGAUGAAUCAUCUGCAUCAGUGACAAAUGCAGAUUCUACCAAAACAAAUGUUGAUCGAAAUCAUCACCAUCACCAUCAUCAUCAUCAUCAUCAUGAACCAUUAAAUUGGCAAAUAAGUUUUGAACAAUUUUUUAGCCUAUUACAUACUGAACAAACAUUAAUAGAUUUAUUUGAAAAAAAAUCCGAUUGGUCGAUUGUAAUGAAUAAGAUAAAAAAUCCGGAUAAUUUUGAUCGUUCACCAAGUGUAACUAUUGGUCCAUCAACAACAACAACAACGACCACAAAUCCCUUGUCAACCAAUUCAACAACAACCUGAGCUUAUUAUUUCGAAAAUACCGAAGAAAUUCAUUCAUUUGCGAACACAGGGGAUAAAAAAAAUCAUCGUUAUAAAUUCAAUAUUUUAUUUUCUUAAAUUCCACCCUCAAUUCCUUUCAUAAUUAUAUAAUAAUUUUUUUUAU
Molecule: messenger RNA, 5883 nt
Organism: Dermatophagoides pteronyssinus (European house dust mite)
Lineage: Eukaryota; Metazoa; Arthropoda; Arachnida; Sarcoptiformes; Pyroglyphidae
Gene: Tbc1d8-9
Product: TBC1 domain family member 8/9
Source: RefSeq, a predicted model, not a curated record